AAUGCAUUUAUGAAUUUAUUGUAAAAUAUUUUAGUAACACUUUACAAUAAGUUUGUAUUUAAUACAAUUAGUUAACUUCAUUAGUUAUGUCGGAAUUUCAGUUAAUGUAGAUGUACACAGUACAGAUUAAAGUAUACAAAACAUUCAACAACAUUAUAAGAAAGAUAAAUGACAAAUAAUUAGGUUAUUUGUCUGAAUAAAAUUCUCCACCAUUAAAAUCGUAAUACAACGUCUCGUUGUAUCCACUCACAAUUUCUAUUGUAAGGAAUUAGCUUUAAUAAGGGAAUUAUGAUUAAUUCACUUAUUGGAAUAAUAUUAUUCUCAUGGCUUAUUGAAAAUAAUAUCGCACAUAUUUUCAGUAUAACUUCUGGGCCAGAUCUUUGAAAAAUCAAGUGACAAGUUUAUCAAAUUAUACCACAGUCAAAUUAUCUUUAAAUACAAACAAGACUUUAUUGCUAUUCUAAACAUAAAAACUAAUCUAACACUUACAAACAUGAAACAGGUUGGUGAGUAAAGUGACAGAAUGUGAAAGAAAUGAUCAGUACAGAGAAAAUGAACUCUACGGUGUCUGUAGAUAAUGCCUUAAGAACCAUUAAUGCUUAAUUCAGUCUAACUCAAUGUGCAAUUGGGUAACCCGAAUUAUAUUAGAGAGACACCAGCACUUUCAGCAAAGUCUGGAGAUGUACUUGCAUUUCCUUGCAUUUCCUUGUGUUGCUUGGUUCUUUGGGUCUUUUUAGAAAGUUCGUUCCAUCGAUGUUUUGGACAUCUGUUAGAUUGUGGAUGGUUUGUUGUCUGUUGCAUCAAUGGAUGAUGAGGCGGCUUUGGAAAUGAGGCCUUCCGCAUGGAAGACUGAUCACCUGAACUCCUGUCACGUGUGUGGGUCGUAGUGCAGAGAAGAGAAGUUCCUUUGACCUUGGCGUCCGAGCCUUCUUGGACUUCUACAUGGUACGGAACAUGAGAGAUGCCGGGGCGAGGCUGCAAGCCACGAGGGCAAGAGCGUGGAGCUGAAGAGGAAGUGGAGCAUGGAGAAGCCGAGGAAGAGAAAUCGAACUCCACUCAGAACUCAACUCCCAGGACUCUCAGGACUCAGGACACAACUGGGGGUGUAAAAACCUGAUUUACAAUGGAAAAACUGCUUGUCUGCCUGUUGGUUAUUGGAAUGGCAGUGAAGGCCCAGAUCUGUCCAAAGCGCUGUGUCUGUCAAGUUCUAUCCCCCAACCUCGCAACACUCUGUGCUAAAAAAGGGCUGCUCUUUGUACCACCCAAUAUUGACAGGCACACUGUGGAGCUCCGACUAGCUGAUAACUUUGUCACCAGUGUCAAACGGAAAGACUUGGCCAACAUGACCAAGCUGGUGGAUCUUACUCUAUCAAGGAAUACAAUAAGCUACAUCACUCCACAUGCAUUUGCAGACCUGGAGAACCUACGCGCCUUGCAUCUUGACCACAAUCGGUUGACGCGAAUAGCCAACGACACCUUCAGCGGCAUGUCCAAGCUGCAUCACCUGAUUCUGAACAACAACCAAUUGACCCUCAUCCACAUGGGAGCCUUUAAUGACCUACUAGCCCUAGAAGAACUGGACAUAUCUUACAACAACCUUGAGACCAUCCCUUGGGAAGCCAUUCAAAAGAUGACCAGCCUACAUACUCUUAGCCUGGACCACAACAUGAUCGACUACAUUCCUGAGGGGACCUUCUCCCUCCUACAGAAGCUGAAUCGCUUGGACGUGACCUCCAACAAACUCCAGAAACUUCCACCAGACCCGCUUUUCCAGCGAGCACAGGUUCUGGCUACGUCUGGAAUUAUGAAUCCCUUUUCUUUUGCCCUGAGCUUUGGAGGAAACCCAUUACACUGCAACUGCGAGCUUCUGUGGCUUAGGCGACUCAAUCGUGAGGACGAUUUAGAAACCUGUGCCACACCCUUGCACCUCUCUGGACGCUACUUCUGGUCCAUUCCUGAGGAGGAGUUCCUCUGUGAGCCGCCUCUCAUCACCCGCUACUCUCAUGAGAUGAGGGUUCUUGAGGGCCAGAGGGUAGUGUUGAAGUGCAAAGCCAGAGGAGACCCUGAGCCUGCCAUUCACUGGAUAUCUCCCGAGGGGAAGUUAGUUGCAAACUCAUCACGUACAUUCGUUUACAACAAUGGCACACUGGACAUCCUGAUAAGCACAGUAAAGGACACAGGUUCUUUCACAUGCAUUUCCUCAAACCCCGCUGGGGAAGCCCACCAGAUUGUGGAGCUGGUCAUUAUCAAGCUUCCACACAUUAGCAACAGCACCAAUAACAUUCAAGAGCCAGACCCUGGUUCCUCUGACAUCUCCACGUCUACAAGGGCUGGAGCAAAUGGUAGUAACCACACUGGCGAUGCUAAGACCAGCCCUGAUAAGAGGGUGGUAAUAGCUGAAGCAACUUCAUCCACUGCACUCAUCAAAUUUAACUUUCAGAGGAAUAUACCUGGAAUACGCAUGUUUCAGAUUCAGUAUAAUGGAACCUAUGAUGACUCCCUUGUUUACAGAAUGAUUCCCCCAACGAGUAAGAACUUUCUGGUGAAUAAUCUGGCUGGUGGGACUCAGUACGACCUCUGUGUGCUGGCUAUUUAUGAUGAUGGCAUCACCUCUCUGACGGCUACGCGUGUUGUAGGCUGCGUGCAGUUCACCACUGAGUCUGAAUAUAUGCGCUGCCACUUCAUGCAAUCCCAGUUCUUGGGUGGCACCAUGAUCAUCAUCAUUGGAGGCAUAAUCGUCGCCUCUGUCUUGGUCUUCAUCAUCAUCCUCAUGAUUCGCUUUAAAGUGUGCAACAGUGGCGACACUACCAAAGGUACCUCAGUCAUCGAAAUGCACUCACAAACCAACGGGGCGCAGUCACAGGGCUGUACCAUCACACCCUCUGUGUCCAAGCAAGGUGCUUUGAGCUUAGAAGGAGGCGAUGGUUGCCAAAAGAGCUCUGCGCCUCCACCUCCUCCUCCCGAUUCCCAAACCCACAUUUCGGAGACCUCCGUCCCGGACUGCUCCACCACCACUUCCGUGGAAAGCCAGAGCUGGACAACACGCGGCUCUUCAGGGUCACUUAAGCCAAAGCGCAAACCAGCGCCAAAGCCCGUUCCUGCGGCCAGCACUGAGCCCAAGGUGGAGGCGCUACCCAACGCAGAGACGCAAAACACGAACCGCAACAACUCCACCGCCCUGCAGCAGCACCUUCUACCUGCCCCCACCCCUACACCUACACCCCCGUCCUGCUUCAAAGACACCCCAAUCUUGAGGAGAGCACACCCCACUGUGUCCAAGUAUAUGACACUGCCUGUCGAAAGAGUGCGGGCUAAACGCAGGUACUCUUUGAACGAGAACCUCUCAAAACAUCACUGCUAUAUUGGCUCACAGAAGUUCGGGAACACGUUUUGCAAGCGGAGUAUGUCCAUGAAUGGAAUGCUAGUCCAAAAGGAAAACUCAGCCGAGAAAACCACAUUUUCCAGUUCAGAGUGGAUUCUAGAGAGCACGGUGUGAAUGUACGAUGCAGAAGGAGUGCCUGCAUCUCACACUUUUGUCUUCAUUCAUUGUUUAUGUGUGUAUGUGCAAAUAGGCAAAUGCAUUGGCCCCAUAAAAUAUUUGGAUAUUUAAAGGGAUAACUCACCCAAAAAUGAAAAUUAUGUCAUCGUUUACUCACCCUCAUGGCUUUUCAAACCUGAAUGACUUUCUUUCUUCUAUGGAACACAAAAGGAGAUCCUUAUUCACUUUAAUUGUGUGGGAAAGAGCAGUGUCAACAUUCUUCAACAUUUUUUCUCGUGUUGAAAGAGAAGUGAAAAGAAAGUAAGCUAUUAGAGGUUUGGAGCAAGAUGAUGGUAAGCAAAUGACAGCAGAAAGAUCUCUUUAAACUUCAUUGCAUUUUAUAGCAAAGUAUCAAACCAAGUGGCAUCUACAAUGAAAAGAUGCUGAACAUUUUCUCAGAACUAACUUUAGUCAUUUUAUAAUUACUAAACCAACUGGUCCCAGGGUAACAUUUAGUAGAUGUUCCCCUCAAGUACACAAGAGUUGCUAGCAGAGUAAACACAAGUGUAGUUUAUCACAUUAACUAUGGACAUGUUCCACUAAGAUGGUCAACCUGAAAAUGUAUUUGUAAUAUUUGUCUUAAUUCUGGACACCAUAUCUAUUUAAAACCUAACAAACUUCGUGUGUGUGUGUGUGUGUGUGUGUGUGUGUGUGUGUGUGUGUGUGUGUGUGUGUGUGAAAUGUUUUGCUUUAAAAGUGUGCUUAUGCCAUCUCUAUUUAAGGGUCAGUGUUAUUCAAAUGUUAUUCAAAAAAAUUUAAAUAAAUAAAAAUAAACAUUAAAAAUGUAGCUCACACAAAACAUUGACUUGAAUACACCUGUACUAUGAUGAACAUGUUUUCAAUUACUAAGUAAUUUAUAUAUAUAUAGAGAGAGAGAGAGUAGUGCAGAAAAAUAUUUUAUUAUUAUUUCUUAAAACGUUUGUCCACAAAAUUAGUCAUGCGGUUUAACCACCAUGUAGGUUGCCAUUUUGUUGUCAUGUGACCAAAUUUUAAUAUAUAUUAUUUUAAUUGCCUUUUAAUUUAUUUUAAUACCUUUUACUUGCUGGUUACACCACAUGACAUUUUUAAAGUCAUUACAUCAAUUUUCUUUUUCUUUUUUUUUGUAAAAAAAAUUAAAUUUUUGUUCAAUAAAUGUACAAAACUAAAUCGAACACAAAGAUUACAUUUCUAAGAACUUGACACAUUUUAAAUUAGAUUUUUGAAAAGCUUUUACAUUUUUAUCACCGCAAUAACCUUAUUUCUCAGUGAUCCUUAAAAUGAAUAAUGGUUUGAUAUUAUGUUAUCCAAUGCAAUGACAUUCAAAUUUUAACUGUGGCUUAAGUUUCCAAAUACUUUUUGGGGCCACUAGAAGUCUUUCUUUCUUUCUCUUUCUUUCUUUCUUUCUCUCUCUCUCUCUCUGUGUGUUAGUGUGUGUGUGUGUGUGUGUGUGUGUGUGUGUGUUAGUGAGUGUGUGUGUUUGUGUGUGUGUGUGUGUCAUAUUUUCUGCUGUCAUUUUUAUUUUAUUUUUUCUGGAAAAACCCAUGGAUAAUCCGGAUGUUUGCCUUGAGGGAGUCCACUCCAAGGUCUCCCUUCUCUGAAGGUGGUAACUGCUCUAAUUGAGCUCCACCACCAAACCAACCAUAAUCAGAGAAAGAACUUCACCUACACAUUUACUACACAUUUUGAGCAUCAUGGUAUGAGGAGAGCAUUGGUGCCUUCCUUUGUCCUCUUGCCAGGGGCUCCUACUGUCUCUUUCUAGAUCAUUUGGAUGGAAGGAAACAUGAGAGAUUUCACACAAAAGCCUUUCUAUUCAAGGAAAUGACAUUUCCUGCAUAAUAUAGAAAAAAACUCUAAAAACAAGUAUAUAAAGACUUGAUACUGACCUGUUAUUAAAUUGAUAUUUUUUAAAAUGAAAGCUUUUUCUUUUGAGUGACAUUGAUUUUGCCUUUGUUUUACGGCACAAAAGAUACAUGUACAGAAAGACAACAUCUGCUGUGUUCUUAUGUUGUGUAAAAUAAUAAUAAAAAAUUAAACAAG
Molecule: messenger RNA, 5554 nt
Organism: Myxocyprinus asiaticus (Chinese sucker)
Lineage: Eukaryota; Metazoa; Chordata; Actinopteri; Cypriniformes; Catostomidae
Gene: lrfn5a
Product: leucine rich repeat and fibronectin type III domain containing 5a
Exons: 3
Coding region: 1124-3496 (790 amino acids)
Molecular function (GO): protein binding
Source: RefSeq, a predicted model, not a curated record